AAUAAAACAACAAUGACUUCAUAGUGAUAUGAGCAGCCAAAUAAUACAACGAUAUGUCCAUACAUGUACACUUGCCGAACUUACAUUUGAGAGCAUUGGAGACUGCAGAAAUAUAGAGUGUGAAUGUUUUUAAACGCGAUCGAAUAGUAGUUAUAAAAUGAAAGGAUACUUAUUUUUGAUCGUGGCAUCGAUUCUUACCGCAUACCCUUUACGAGCAACCGCGGUCAGCGAUGACGAAAUAAUCGAUCCAAGUUGGGAGAAACCAGAUGCUUGGUCUCAAUAUGAACGCCAGCAACGAUUACAGCUAGCUGCGAAAGCAGAAGAAUGCAACUGUCCGCCGAUAGUGAAGUGCGAACCGGUGAAGCCAUGUCCCGUUCAACCUAAAGCGGAGCUCUCCCCUACCGACGAGAAUAACAGGCUAGGAGCUGUAUUCUAUAAGAAAUUUGUUACCCGUCUUUUCGCUAGAAACCAGCUUGAGAAUGACAAGGAAUCCGGUUUCCUGCUGAGAAACGUGCAGUUUAAAAUCACUCCCCUGCAGAUGAAUCAACUGACUCAGGCAAGCUCAGCCCAUGAGAUAGAUGGCAUAGUUUCAAGCAUAAUGGAGCAAUCGCAUCAUGGCAUUUAUCAAACAACCGCCGAAAACGUUUUUUGGGGUUUGAGGGCGAUGUAUUCAAGUAUACGCAACAGUGUUUUUUUUUUUUUCCUUUUUGUUCCAACGGUGGGAUUAUUAACGGGUUUCUUUGUUGUGAAGAUUAUGUCCCGAGUUAUGCACGUACAUCCGCUGCUUGUAGUAUUCCUAAUGUUCAUCGGCGUAAGCUAUGCAAUAUCUUUAAAUGAUUGUAACCAGAAGUUGGAGAUGGAAUCGCUAGCGAAAAUGAUGAACCCUUGUCAGCAGCGACAUGCAUCGGGAGGUGGAUUUCUAGGAUGGAUGCAACGGUUUUUCGGCGAAGACACCGAAGCAAAGUGUCGCGAACAUUUACGAGAAACAAUGGGAGCAUCGACGAGAACCUGUGAUCCGUCGGAAGUGUUUGUUGAAAUGGUAGCGAAGCUGCACUUAAAAUAUCUGGAAACGUUUGUGUACAAAAUGAUUAGUAUUUUCAAUGAAGCUAGUGCCACUUCCGGAAUGUUCGGAAAAAUUCUUAUCGGAUUGUUUUUGCUUGUUUUGGUGUACAUUCUAAUAACACAUGGGCUGAAAUAUGGAAUCUACGGGUUUUCUAGUUUUCUUGCUACUUACAUAACUGCUCCCGGGAGAACACCAGCGGUUGGUUUAGGUGGACAACAAGCAUAUGCUGCACUCCCAGUUGGCGAACAACAACAGCUGUCGGCGUCUACAUCCCAGCCACCAUCGGUCAAUUUCCAUAUUAAUGUAGGCCGAAAGUCUAAAAAAUUUCCUCGCUUGGAACCCAGUAGAAUAGAGGAUAUCGCCAACGGCAACGAUCAACCGAUGGCUGCGCUGAAAAUUACUGGUGAAGGCGCACCAAAAAAAGUCGAAAAUGGCUCUGGAGACGGCCAAAAGGAGCAAACCGACAGUGAGCAUACGAGUGAACUCGAGUCGGGCGACGAAACCGUUGAAUUUAAAUGUAAAAUUGCAACGAUUGGAGGACCACCGAUAGAGUCACAUUUAUAGAACCCCAGCAGAUCGCUAGCAACCAAUGAUACAUUAAUGUCCUUAUCGAUCAAAACGACAAUUUUUUAAACGUACAGUAUUUGUUGUUGGAUGAAAAUAAAGGCAUUUAAUUUUAUGUAUUUCCUUUGCGUUUUAAAGUAAUUUGAAUUUAAUCAAGAAUUCGUCGGCAGUUGUAGUUCAUUGAAAAAUCUCAAAAAGAGUUUAUCUAAUCUUAUCGAUACUGUUCGAUGUACAUUGCAUAGCAUUUUAGGAGGCACCACUUGAAAACGAAAAGCAACAAUCGCGCUGGAAAUAUAACACUUGAAACUGACGUUUCAGGGUUUCGGCAGUAUAUCAGACUUAGCCGAGAAGCAUUUAAAAAUAUUUCGGAUACAACCGUGUUCCAAACAACUUUCAGAAACACAGCUGCUCCUGCAGCUUUGAAAUUAGCGGCCGUUUUGAAUCUUCUGGCUUCUAGUCGUACCAAUUCAAUGUAAUGAAGGAGAAAACUCUUUAUUUAGUAUGACUCAACCAACAGUAUCAUCAGUGUUCAGUGAAAUGAUGCGACUUCUGGAAAGAAGCUUAUGCGAUUAUGCGAAAUGGAUCGAAAUGGAUACAACAUCGUUUAAUGGAAAUGAAAGCAAUAUUUUAUCGACAAAUUCAAGAUACCCGGUGUAUUGAUGGUACUCAUAUACCCAUCUUAGGCCUACGAAAAAUGAACAAAUGUACUGCAAAUGUAACACUUAUUGUAUUUCUUUGUGAUUCCAUAGUGCUGAAAUAAAAGUAUUGUAUUUA
Toxorhynchites rutilus septentrionalis is the source of this 2401-nucleotide messenger RNA. RefSeq lists its product as uncharacterized. The coding region runs from base 158 to 1627 and encodes 489 amino acids. NCBI's taxonomy places the organism in Eukaryota, Metazoa, Arthropoda, Insecta, Diptera, Culicidae. The transcript is spliced from 2 exons. The record is from RefSeq and is a predicted model, not a curated record.